CAGAGCGACUUACAGUCAAUGCAUUCAAUUAAGGUAGAUAAACAACAACAUAUCACAGUCAUAGCAAGAAACAAAUAUUUAUGUAACCAUUACUGAGAAUGUUAUUGUAGUAGAAGUGGUCUGUUGUUAUUUUUUUUGAUCUUCUCUGACGAGUGGACUAUUUUGAACGUCUUCGACGCAAGUUUCAAAGCUUUUGAAAAAGCAACAUAUGCCUAUGUGGAGGUGAUAUUCUCAUCAUGAGGACUCUCUAUCGUGACGUCACCCACUGUAUCUGACUGUAAGCAGCGCUCCAGCGAAGCGCGUGGCUGCAAGCACAUGGAAAGGAGGUCGAGAUUUGUGUUUGAAAGACACGCACCUAUUCACCGAAAUGGAAUAUAAAUAAUAAUGCGCAAAAUAGAGUCAUGGAACGGGAUGGCUGUUGACGACCCUCCCCUUUCUGCUAUAUUCAGCUGUCAAUCAACCAGGAUCAGCAGAUCUCUAAUCAAGAUCAAGACAUGGAUGGAAAGACUGAAAAGGUCCACUUUCCCUAUGUGGUGGGGAAGUUGUUCUCUGCUUAGCUGACAGAGAUCAGAGAUACAGGAGUCCACUCUGUUCCAAGUACCUUGUGUGUCCUCUAUGUACAGCACUCUGGGGACUUCCUGCAGUAGUUCUCAGGAGACGGGUCAGUGUGUGUGUAGAGAACAUUUGUCUGACAAGGUGGAGUCAGCUUUCUGCUUCAUCGCCCUGGACCACUACACCUACGAGGCAGAGGACGCCAGGUUUGGACCUUUACCGGACCAGUGGGAGGAGCUGUUGAUAACAGUGAUGCAUCCCAGUGUGAUCUCAACAAACAGCCGCUGUGGCAACACCAUGCCUGAUGACGACAACCAGAUUAUAUUCCUUCACCCUGGAUCACGAUAUUUGGUGCUCCCCAGACCAGCGUUUCGAGGCAGGGAUGGACUACAUUGUUCGUCUGAGCUUGCCCCUCUACUCUGCACUCAGUGAUGUCCAGUCCCCAUACACACUCAUCGACUCGGUUAGUUCCUACACACACUGUUAAAAACCUAGACACAACUGAGACUUUUGCGUAAAUCAUGCAUUGAUGUCACUUGCAUAAACAUUUGAACUACAAGGAUUUUACCCCUUUACACUCCUGGGAAUUGGCCUAUAUGGAUAGGGCUAAAUUGAAAUGUUUCUUA
This is a messenger RNA of Coregonus clupeaformis (lake whitefish), 1178 nucleotides long. RefSeq names its product laminin subunit beta-1-like. The record is from RefSeq and is a predicted model, not a curated record. The transcript has 7 exons. The coding region runs from base 616 to 984 and encodes 122 amino acids. NCBI's taxonomy places the organism in Eukaryota, Metazoa, Chordata, Actinopteri, Salmoniformes, Salmonidae.